Moneuplotes crassus is the source of this 900-nucleotide messenger RNA. The record is from the annotation of a GenBank genome assembly. Lineage: Eukaryota; Ciliophora; Spirotrichea; Euplotida; Euplotidae.
UUUUAAAUAUGAAAGUAUCUAACCUUUUCAACUCUAAAUUCACAGCAGCAGCUGCUGCCCUUGGAUUUGGAUAUUAUUAUUCAAUGAAGAACCCAACCUUUGCUUUGGAAAAUUACGGAUUCUUGAAGUCUGGAGCUACCUUGAGACCUCAUCCCAAGAAAGAAUAUAAAGGAGGAGAAGACUCCUUUAUUAUUAAGCAAAGAAUGAUCUCAGUAGCUGAUGGAGUAGGAGGAUGGGCAAAGAGGGGAGUUGACGUUGCCAAGUAUUCCAAACAACUCAUGGGUCUCAUUGGGGAGGCAUAUGACAAUAACCCAAACUCUACUCCUAAAGAAAUCCUUACUGAUGCUUACGGGAAAACAACAGAAUUAGGAUCUACAACUGUUAUUAUUGCUAUCCUUGAUCCUAAUAAUCAGAAAUUGUGAACAACUUUAAUGGGAGAUUCUUCUUACAUGAUUUUAAGACCUCAUGACCCUAGAGCUCCUUAUAAGCUCAAUAAAAUUUACAGAAGUAGUGAACAACAGCAUUACUUCAAUUGUCCAUACCAAUGUGGACCAACUAAGGAUCAUCCUUACAAAGGAGUCGACGAAGUGCACAACAUCAAACACAAUGACAUUGUCAUUGCAGCUACAGAUGGAAUCUGGGAUAAUGUAUUCGAUGACCAAAUAAUCUCAGUCAUCAAGGAAGAAGUUAACAAUGACGGGAAUCUUAAUGACCCUCAAAAAGCGUCUCAAAAGAUAGCUAAGAUUGCGUUUGAUCAAUCUCAUGACAAAGAGUUUGAGUCUCCAUUCCAAAUCAACUCAAUUGCCUCAAAAUCAAAGAAUUACUAUGGAGGGAAGAAAGAUGAUAUUACAGUGAUCGUAUCUCAGGUAAAAUUAGACUAAGUUCAAUAAGUCCCCUUGA